Hipposideros armiger (great roundleaf bat) is the source of this 4975-nucleotide messenger RNA. It is a transcript of the gene CPS1, whose product is annotated as carbamoyl-phosphate synthase 1. Bases 156 to 4541 code for a protein of 1461 amino acids. The record is from RefSeq and is a predicted model, not a curated record. The transcript has 35 exons. Lineage: Eukaryota; Metazoa; Chordata; Mammalia; Chiroptera; Hipposideridae. Gene Ontology annotation, biological process: 'de novo' pyrimidine nucleobase biosynthetic process; L-glutamine metabolic process. Gene Ontology annotation, cellular component: cytoplasm. Gene Ontology annotation, molecular function: ATP binding; metal ion binding; carbamoyl-phosphate synthase (glutamine-hydrolyzing) activity.
GAAAUUCAAAGCCCAUGGUGCAGUCAGCCUCAAACACCUGACUGCACUCCCCUCUCCCCAGCUUUCUUUCACAUUAAUUAAAAAAAAUUAUAUCAAAAAUAUCAUAAAGUAUAUGUAAUUGAAUUUGAUUUUAGUCACAAACCAACAUCUUCAAAAUGACGAGGAUUUUGACAGCUUGCAAGGUGGUGAAGGCCUUGAAGACUGGUUUUGGCUUUACCAAUGUGACGGCACAACAUCAAUGGAAAUUUUCAAGACCUGGCAUCAGGCUCCUUUCUGUCAAGGCGCAGACAGCACACAUUGUCCUGGAAGAUGGAACUAAGAUGAAAGGUUACUCCUUUGGCCAUCCAUCCUCUGUGGCUGGUGAAGUGGUUUUUAAUACUGGCCUGGGAGGGUACCCGGAAGCUAUCACUGACCCCGCCUACAAGGGACAGAUUCUCACCAUGGCCAAUCCUAUUAUUGGGAAUGGCGGAGCCCCUGACACUGCUGCACUGGAUGAACUGGGACUUAGCAAAUAUAUGGAGUCUGAUGGAAUUAAGGUUGCAGGUUUGCUGGUGCUGAAUUACAGUAAUGACUACAACCACUGGCUGGCUACCAAGAGUCUAGCACAAUGGCUACAGGAGGAAAAGGUCCCUGCAAUUUAUGGAGUGGAUACAAGAAUGCUGACUAAAAUAAUUCGGGAUAAGGGCACCAUGCUUGGGAAGAUUGAAUUUGAAGGUCAGUCUGUGGAUUUUGUGGAUCCAAAUAAGCAGAAUUUGAUUGCUGAGGUUUCAACCAAGGAUGUCAAGGUGUUCGGCAAAGGAAACCCCACUAAAGUGGUCGCUGUAGACUGUGGGAUAAAAAACAAUGUAAUCCGCCUAUUAGUAAAGCGAGGAGCUGAAGUGCAUUUAGUUCCCUGGAACCAUGAUUUCACCAAGAUGGAGUAUGACGGGCUUCUAAUUGCCGGAGGACCUGGGAACCCAGCUCUUGCACAACCACUAAUUCAGAAUGUCAAAAAGGUUUUGGAGAGUGACCGCAAGGAGCCAUUGUUUGGAAUCAGUACAGGAAAUUUAAUAACAGGAUUAGCUGCUGGUGCCAAAACCUACAAGAUGUCCAUGGCUAACAGAGGGCAGAAUCAGCCUGUUUUGAAUGUGACAAAUAGACAGGCUUUCAUUACUGCUCAGAAUCAUGGCUAUGCCCUGGACAACGCCCUUCCUGCUGGCUGGAAGCCACUUUUUGUGAAUGUCAAUGAUCAAACAAAUGAAGGGAUUAUGCAUGAGAGCAAACCCUUCUUCGGUGUGCAGUUCCACCCAGAGGUCAGCCCAGGACCAACAGACACGGAGUACCUGUUUGAUUCCUUUUUCUCACUGAUGAAGAAUAGGAAAGGUACAACCAUUACAUCAGUUCUACCAAAGCCAGCCCUAGUUGCAUCUCGAAUUGAGACCAUGUAUUCAGAGUCUGGAAACUUUUGUUUCUUUCAGGAAGAAAAUGUCAAAACAGUCCUGAUGAAUCCAAACAUUGCCUCAGUACAGACCAACGAAGUGGGCUUAAAGCAAGCAGAUGCUGUCUACUUUCUCCCCAUCACCCCUCAGUUUGUCACAGAGGUCAUCAAGGCAGAACGGCCAGAUGGGCUAAUUCUAGGCAUGGGUGGCCAGACAGCUCUUAACUGUGGAGUGGAAUUAUUCAAGAGAGGUGUGCUCAAGGAAUAUGGUGUGAAAGUCCUGGGGACCUCAGUUGAAUCCAUUAUGGCCACAGAAGACAGGCAACUGUUCUCGGACAAACUAAACGAGAUCAAUGAAAAGAUUGCUCCAAGCUUUGCAGUGGAAUCGGUAAGGAAUCUUUGUUCUGGAGUUUCCAAAGUCCUUAUCCUAGGAUCGGGAGGUCUGUCCAUUGGUCAAGCAGGUGAAUUUGAUUACUCGGGGUCUCAAGCUGUAAAAGCCAUGAAGGCCUUUGCUAUGACCAACCAGAUCCUGGUGGAGAGGUCAGUGACAGGAUGGAAAGAAAUAGAAUAUGAAGUGGUCCGAGAUUCUAAUGACAAUUGUGUCACUGUCUGCAACAUGGAAAAUGUGGAUGCAAUGGGUGUUCAUACAGGUGAUUCAGUUGUUGUGGCCCCUGCCCAGACACUCUCCAAUGCGGAGUUUCAGAUGUUGAGACGUACUUCAGUCAAUGUCGUUCGCCACUUGGGCAUUGUGGGUGAAUGCAACAUUCAAUUUGCCCUUCAUCCUACCUCAAUGGAAUACUGCAUCAUUGAAGUGAAUGCCAGACUGUCCCGAAGCUCUGCCUUGGCCUCAAAGGCCACUGGCUACCCAUUGGCAUUCAUUGCUGCAAAGAUUGCCCUAGGAAUUCCACUUCCAGAAAUCAAGAACGUUGUAUCAGGGAAGACAUCAGCCUGCUUUGAACCAAGCCUGGAUUACAUGGUGACUAAGAUUCCUCGCUGGGAUCUUGAUCGUUUUCAUGGAACAUCUAGUCGAAUUGGUAGCUCUAUGAAAAGUGUAGGAGAGGUCAUGGCUAUUGGUCGCACCUUUGAGGAGAGUUUCCAGAAGGCUUUACGGAUGUGCCACCCGUCUAUAAAUGGCUUCACUUCCCAACUCCCAAUGAACAAAGAUUGGCCAUCAAACCUAGAUCUCAGAAAAGAGCUGGCUGAGCCAUCCAGCACCCGCAUCUAUGCCAUUGCCAAGGCCUUGGAAGACAACAUGUCCCUUGAUGAGGUUAUGAAGCUCACAUACAUUGACAAGUGGUUUUUGUAUAAGAUGCGUGACAUUUUAAACAUGGAAAAGACACUGAAGGGGCUCAACAGUGACUCCAUUCCAGAAGAAACCCUGAGAAAGGCAAAGGAAAUUGGGUUCUCAGACAAGCAUAUUUCAAAAUGCCUCAGACUGACUGAGGCUCAGACAAGGGAACUGAGGUUAAAGAAAAACAUCCAUCCUUGGGUUAAACAGAUUGAUACCCUGGCUGCAGAAUACCCAUCAGUUACAAAUUACCUCUAUGUCACCUACAAUGGUCAGGAGCAUGAUAUCAAUUUUGAUGACCAUGGAAUGAUGGUGCUGGGUUGCGGUCCAUAUCACAUUGGCAGCAGUGUGGAAUUUGAUUGGUGUGCUGUCUCCAGUAUCCGCACACUGCGUCAACUUGGCAAGAAGACAGUGGUGGUGAAUUGCAACCCUGAGACUGUGAGCACAGACUUUGAUGAGUGUGACAAACUGUACUUUGAAGAGCUGUCUUUGGAGAGAAUCCUAGAUAUCUACCAUCAGGAGGCAUGUGGUGGUUGCAUCAUAUCGGUAGGAGGCCAGAUUCCAAACAACCUGGCAGUCCCUCUGUACAAGAAUGGUGUCAAGAUCAUGGGCACAAGCCCUCUGCAGAUCGACAGGGCUGAGGAUCGCUCCAUCUUCUCCGCCGUCUUGGAUGAGCUGAAGGUGGCUCAGGCACCCUGGAAAGCAGUGAACACUUUGAAUGAGGCAUUGGACUUUGCGAAGUCUGUGGGCUUCCCCUGCUUGUUGAGACCUUCCUAUGUUUUGAGUGGGUCUGCCAUGAAUGUGGUCUUCACCGAGGACGAGAUGAAAAGGUUCCUAGAGGAAGCCACUAGAGUCUCUCAGGAACACCCAGUGGUGCUGACGAAAUUUAUUGAGGGGGCCAGGGAAGUAGAAAUGGAUGCUGUCGGCAAAGAAGGAAGAGUUAUCUCUCAUGCUAUGUCUGAACACGUGGAAGACGCAGGUGUCCACUCAGGAGAUGCGACUCUGAUGCUGCCCACACAAACCAUCAGCCAAGGAGCCAUCGAAAAGGUGAAGGACGCUACCCGAAAGAUCGCAAAGGCUUUUGCCAUCUCUGGCCCAUUCAACGUCCAAUUUCUUGUCAAAGGAAACGAGGUCUUGGUGAUCGAGUGUAACCUGAGAGCGUCUCGGUCCUUCCCCUUUGUUUCCAAGACGCUGGGGGUAGACUUCAUUGAUGUGGCCACCAAGGUGAUGAUCGGGGAGAACAUUGAUGAGAAGCCUCUUCCAACACUGGAUCAUCCCAUCAUUCCUGCCGACUAUGUUGCAAUUAAGGCUCCAAUGUUCUCUUGGCCCCGGCUGAGGGAUGCUGACCCCAUUCUGCGAUGUGAGAUGGCUUCCACUGGAGAGGUGGCUUGCUUUGGUGAAGGUAUCCAUUCAGCUUUCCUAAAGGCAAUGCUUUCCACAGGAUUUAAGAUACCCCAGAAAGGCAUCCUGAUUGGAAUACAGGUAGGCGGUGUGUGGUUGUGUGCAUGCCUGUGGGUCAUGCUGGAAUGGCUGUGGGAACGGUCCUCAAUUGUGGUAUAUAAGAGGGGAGACCUGCAAGUUUUUGUUCAUUUUGUUUAUUCUGCCAGGCUGAUCAGAGACGGCAGCAUUGACCUGGUGAUUAACCUCCCCAACAACAACACCAAGUUUGUCCAUGAUAAUUAUGUGAUUCGGAGGACAGCUGUUGACAGCGGAAUUGCUCUCCUCACUAAUUUCCAGGUGACCAAACUUUUUGCUGAAGCUGUGCAGAAAUCUCGCAGUGUGGACUCCAAGAGUCUUUUCCACUACAGGCAGUACAGUGCUGGAAAAGCGGCAUAGAGAAAUGCAUGCCUCAACUCCAUCCUUAAACCAACCUAAGCCACAUUUUAUCUGAAGGAAUUGACUCUCAACUUUCUUUCCCAGAGACAAAAAUUGAUACCAAACCUUACUUCAGUUUACUCACUUACACCUUAAUGUUCUUUUCUUUCACAGUUAAAUUGUUGUCAGUCACUUUUAAAAACCUUACACAGGGAGCCCUUCCAAAGUAACUUGUUCUUCCUGAGAAUUCAUCUCUGUACUAGUGCCUUAUAUUUGGUGGACAAAGCUUACCCGCGUGCUUACUUGCAGCUAACUCACAUUUUAUGGUGCUGGUUAAUGAUAAUCAAAGUAGAAAAAGCUGUUGCUUUAUCUUCUGAAGUCUUUCUUUAUAUAUACUUCCCAGACACUAUUGCCACCGUUUUUAAAUAGCACCUGCCACACUCAGGACACUUGAA